Panicum virgatum (switchgrass) is the source of this 779-nucleotide messenger RNA. RefSeq lists its product as uncharacterized. Lineage: Eukaryota; Viridiplantae; Streptophyta; Magnoliopsida; Poales; Poaceae. Bases 143 to 445 code for a protein of 100 amino acids. The transcript has a single exon. The record is from RefSeq and is a predicted model, not a curated record.
GUACUCUGAGCUGCAUCGCUGAUGACAAGGAGGAGCUUCCAAAUUGCCGUCUACUGGCGCACCACUAGUUGGCACAUGUAGCCGCCCGGACUUGCUUGCUUUGACAUAGUAGCCGCGGCGGCCGGCCGGACAGAGAUGUAGUAUGUAUAUACACACACACACACACACACCCAGUGAUCGAUCUCUGCGACCAUUAAUCGUAGCAGCAGCAGCACAGGAUAGGACGGAGAAGAUGGCUGACUGGGGCCCGGUGCUGAUCGCGGUGCUCUUCUUCGUGCUGCUCACGCCGGGGCUGCUGUUCCAGAUCCCCGGCAGCAACAGGGGCAUCCCGGAGUUCCACAGCAUGCGCACCAGCGGCAUGGCCAUCUUCGUCCACACCCUCCUCUUCUUCGGCUUCUGCACCAUCUUCAUGGUCGCCGUCGGGGUCCACCUCUACGCCGACUAAGCCAUCCUGCCAGCUAGUACCUAGGGUCCAGACGUCCAGCAAGUCCAAGCCCAAGGGACGACGAGCCAUCAGUACGUCCUUCACCUCGCCGGCCGCCUGCUGUACCGUUGCUUCUCGGUUAGUCGACUGCAGGGCAACAUUUUUUUCAGGCCGAGUUCUAAGGCUUCUAGCAACACUACUAUGAGUGAACUGAUACUAGAAAACAUUUUUUUUCUAGAGUAAGUAAGCGUGGUCAAUGCCAAUUUUCGUCCCUGCUGUGUGUCUCUCUCCAAGUUUUUCUUUUCUUCGCAUCUCCUAUUCUUCGCUCUUCUGAACUCUGCCCAAGUGAUCCAAA